Esox lucius (northern pike) is the source of this 2917-nucleotide messenger RNA. RefSeq names its product HtrA serine peptidase 3a (gene htra3a). The record is from RefSeq and is a predicted model, not a curated record. NCBI's taxonomy places the organism in Eukaryota, Metazoa, Chordata, Actinopteri, Esociformes, Esocidae. Gene Ontology annotation, molecular function: protein binding; serine-type endopeptidase activity. The transcript has 8 exons. The coding region runs from base 948 to 2168 and encodes 406 amino acids. Gene Ontology annotation, biological process: proteolysis. Gene Ontology annotation, cellular component: extracellular region.
GUGUAGUUUAUCUACCCACCCACCAUUUUACUUGGUUUAGAAGUGCUGUUUGUGUUAAACAAUGUCUGUCAUAUGACGUUGUCAUGUGAUAUGAGGGAAAUCCACUGAAGUGGUUUCUCAGCUGCAAUGCUUCUUACAAGGCCAGUUCUUGUAGGACUCCUAGUGGUGGAUGUGUAUUAUGGUGCCAGAUGACUUUGCCAGACACUGAGCAAUCUCACCUGGAUCCUCUUCUGUCUUUCAAGGCAGUUACUUUUCAUGUCUGUCAAUUGUAAGCAGGUUUUUGGGUCUUUCACCAAGUUUUCUGCAUUCAACUUCUUGAUAUGUAAAAAUGUAUUUGACAUAGCUAUGUUGGUACUUUUUGCUUUACAGGAUACAUUGUUCCUGUUGCUGUUCAUUGUAUGAAUGUUUAUAUUAAUUCAGAUGUUUUUAUAUCGUGUUUACAAGCGAAUGAACGCUUACUGCGCUGGCCAAUGGCUCACUAUAAAGGGUUGAGGAGCAUCAUAUCCUUGCCGUCUGCAUUUUCAUCACUAGUUGGCGCCAGGGGGUCAAUUUCAAGUUGAUUAAUUCACUGGAAACCUGCUGAUGCUUUUAGAGAUUGUGCUUCAUCAGCAUCGAUUAGGCUCUGUCACAGCGGGACAUUUUAUUACAACCGUCUGCCAGCCCUACAAUCCCAUCCGGUCCUGUUCGACGCAGUCAUUAUUGUAACUUUUUAAUGGUGCCUGUUUUAUACGAAACAUGCGCUAAUGGGUCUUUUUCUCUCUCUCUUUUUUUGACAUUUCCAAAUUUUUCAUAUACUUUGCAGUUUAGUGUAGUCAUAUUACUGAUGUCGGGCAGAAUGUAAUAUUUUACAGAGAAACUUUGGGCGCCAUUUACAGAGCGUCUCCUGCUUUCAAGCUUUUCCAUUUUGUUUUCUGUAUUUCAUUGUCUUAGUUUUUACCCGAGUUGCCAUGAUGCAGAUGUGUCUGUUGUCUCUAACGGUUCUGUUUGCCGACGACCUCGCCGGUUCAGUCUUCAGCGCCGCUGCAGAGCCCCCCUUUAAUACGUGUCCUUCGACAUGCGACCCGAGGACGUGCGAGAUCCUGAGCUGCCCCGGCGGAUACGUCCCGGACCGUUGCGACUGUUGCCUGCUGUGCUCCCGGGGUGAGGGCGAACCCUGCGGCCGGGGAAACUACCCUCCGUGCGGGGACGGCUUGGAGUGUCGCUCCCCUAAGGGUCCCGCGGGGAAGCGGAGCUACAAGCGAGUGUGUCAGUGCGAGACGGGUUUUAAGGUGUGUGCCAGCGACGGGAAAACGUACCGGAGUGUGUGUCUUAUGGAGGCUGCCGGCCGGAAAGCGCUCCAGAUGGGUCAAGUUGCUGUCACCCUGGUUCACAAGGGCCCCUGUGAACCAGGCCGACAUUUGGCCUCAUCACACCGCAACAGCCCAAGAUACAAGUUCAACUUCAUAGCUGAUGUGGUGGAGAUGAUUGCUCCGGCCGUCGUACACAUCCAGCUCUUCCUCAGACAUCCCCUCUUUGGUCAGCAUGUUCCUCUGUCCAGUGGGUCGGGCUUCAUCAUCAGCCAGACGGGCCUCAUCGUAACCAACGCUCAUGUAGUUACCUCCGCUGUCACGGUAACCGGCCGACUGGAGCUCCGCGUGCAGCUCCACAGCGGCGGAGGUACGUUUGACGCCACGCUCCGGGACGUGGACCGCAAGGCCGAUAUCGCCACCAUCAAAGUCAACUCACAGAAGAUGCUCCCGGUGUUGUCACUGGGUUGGUCAGCUGACCUGAGGCCCGGGGAGUUUGUGGUUGCCAUCGGCAGCCCCUUCGCACUCCAAAACACUGUUACCACGGGGAUAGUAAGCACAGCCCAAAGGGGUGGAAAGGAGCUGGGCAUUAAGGACUCUGACAUGGACUACAUCCAGACUGACGCCAUUAUUAACUAUGGGAACUCAGGAGGCCCUCUGGUGAACUUGGAUGGCGAGGUGAUAGGCAUCAAUACCUUGAAGGUAACAGCAGGAAUCUCCUUCGCUAUUCCUUCAGACCGGAUCAGACGCUUCCUCACUGAGUCACAACAGAACCAGCACAAUACAGGGACCCCCACGAGGCUGAGGGGUCCUCAUCAUAUCUCAGAGGCCCGUCGGAGGAAGGGGGGUCACAGACACACGGACAUGCAGUUGCAGAUUUAGGAGGCUCUGGUAAACUGCCUCCACACUAAAACCUGUUCUGGUGUUCUCUUGUCAGUCUGAGACUCCCUCCUCUGCUGUUGGUCAGGGGACGUCCAAUGACAAGUGUUGUACAAAAUAAAGUCAUCAGCGAUUGAAUCAUCGCCACCCAAUCAGAACGUACACAUUUUCGAAACAUCGCUAAACCCACUCGUGUUCUGGUUCCGUCCCGACCCUUGGUUUUCUCUGGACCAUCAGAUGGUUUCGAUUGACUUCAUGGUCCCUGGGGAGGUGUUCCUUAUGGAGAACAAGUGCAUAUCCGUGGGCGUGGCCUAACCUUAGGUCUGAGAAAGGACACCAAAAUGGAAGAUUUUUUUUCAGGAAUCAUGUGGUGAAAGUACUCUGAAAAGGGGCGUGGUCGAGGAGGGUGAUGUCAUCAGACUGAACAACCUGUAACUCAGGACCAAGGAAGCAAGGCCCAUUGCUAGGUAACAAGCCCCUCCUCCUGGUGAUUCGCCCUGCCAUCGAUGGCCUGCUGUUUCACUCCCAACGUAUCAUCUUGCAGUGAGAAAACUGUGUUUAAAAAUAAAAAAAUGUAUGUGUGUACAUGUAUGUUUUAGUAAACUUGUCCAACAAACAAGAUUUAAUUGUUUCUAAUUCAAUGUUUUAACGUGUUAGUGUUACAACGUGAUGUUUGAGGGAUUGUAAGAUUUUAAUAUAUGCUGUUGUUUUAAUGGGAUGUUUUAGUGUUAUGAUUCUUUAGUUAAUGUAGG